CAGUGCCUUCUCUAGUCCGAUCAGCUGAUUCUCCCUCUUCGAUACUCCAUGUCUCUGUCUCCCUGGAUAUCGUCAACGUAAUAUAUCCCUGCACAUUGGUUUUGCCCCACUCUUGAUAAUAAAUUCUACCAGUAAGCAUUGGAUGCGACCCUGAGAUCACUAUUAGUGCUCACUGAGCUUAGAAAACAAAGAGACAUGUUUGAGUGUUGACUGUUUGUGGUGCAACCUUUGACAUCUAAUAUUCUUUAGUCCAGAGUAAAACGACAACUAUUGUAAUUGUUAAAUAAUUCAUCACUGGAAUAACUAAUGGCAAAUAAUGAAUUGGUGGAGGCUAACACUCAAAGUUGGAUUUGGAGCUGGUUCAGUUGGUCAGGAUCAUCCGUCACCAUGUUGAGAGCAGCUGAGAAAAAAAUCCUCUCCUGUUUAAAAAAUGCUUAUCGAGGCUGGUAUGUCGAUAUUGGGCCGUGUGUGGGUACGGCUGAUAAAAUAUGGACAAUAGCAUUGAAUGAAGAUGCACCAAACACUCCAAUUGUCCUUUUGCACGGUUUGGGUGCUGGAGUUGCACUUUGGUGCCUCAAUCUCGAUAGCUUAUCAACUGAGCGACCAGUAUAUGCUAUGGAUCUACUAGGAUUUGGAAGGAGUAGUAGACCAACUUUUAGUAAUGAAGCUAAAGAAGCCGAAACACAGCUUGUCCGUUCUGUUGAAGAAUGGCGAAGAGAGAUGCAACUUGAGAAAUUCGUUUUACUGGGACACUCGAUGGGUGGUUUUUUAGCAGCUUCUUACGCGAUAAACUACCCCGAGAGGGUGAAACAUCUCAUAUUAGCUGACCCUUGGGGUUUUCCAGAGAAACCAGCGGAUGCUCAUGCGAGAUAUCAAGUGCCAUUUUGGGUAAAAGCCAUUGCAUACAUGAUUCAACCUCUCAAUCCCCUCUGGGCUGUUAGAGUUGCAGGUCCUUUCGGACAGAGACUCAUUGAGACAACGCGACCUGAUAUUGUUAAAAAAUUUAUACCGGUCUUGAAAGAAGAUGCCAAUGUCAUUUUUCAAUACCUGCAUCAAUGCAAUACGCAAACACCAUCUGGAGAGAGUGCAUUCCAUGCGAUGAUGCAGGGUUUUGGAUGGGCGAAGAAUCCAAUAAUUAACAGAAUUGAUCAGAUGAAGACAGAAGUUCCAAUAACAUUGAUUUAUGGCAGUCGAUCGUGGGUGGAUAAUUCAGCGGGGGAAAUAAUAAAACAGAAACGCGUUAAUUCAUACGUUAAUAUUCAAGUAAUAAGUGGUGCUGGUCAUCAUGUUUAUGCAGAUAAAAGUGAAAUUUUCAACAAACAUGUGCGUGAAGCAUGCGCUCUGAGCGAUAGUAUUGCUAAAUUGUCAGCAGAGGAUGCACGACACUCAGUCAAAGUUCCUCCCCGACGUCUACCACCAUUGCCCAUCGAUGGCAACACCUCAAAGUCCGAAGACGAAGGGGAAGUCGUUGAGACUGAAUCCGAAAAACCCCCAUCGAAAACCAGUUGAAUGUAGCCUAACUACAUAGCUCUAGUAAAUUCAAUUACUUCAAGUCAUAACUAAUGAGGAUCUACCUUAUUUUCUUCAAAUAUAAAUAUUUUUUAUAACUCUAGAAGCUGAGAAAAAAAACGUCGAUUACGUUUGAAAAUCAGUCCUAACAUAAUUAUAUAUAAUCCACAAUAAUUUAAUGAAAAAAAAAGGACAGUAAUAAAC
This is a messenger RNA of Fopius arisanus, 1713 nucleotides long. RefSeq names its product abhydrolase domain-containing protein 4 (gene puml). The record is from RefSeq and is a predicted model, not a curated record. Gene Ontology annotation, cellular component: lipid droplet; mitochondrion. The transcript has 7 exons. NCBI's taxonomy places the organism in Eukaryota, Metazoa, Arthropoda, Insecta, Hymenoptera, Braconidae. The coding region runs from base 307 to 1509 and encodes 400 amino acids. Gene Ontology annotation, biological process: phosphatidic acid biosynthetic process; lipid homeostasis. Gene Ontology annotation, molecular function: lysophosphatidic acid acyltransferase activity; carboxylic ester hydrolase activity.